Trichobilharzia szidati is the source of this 1758-nucleotide messenger RNA. NCBI's taxonomy places the organism in Eukaryota, Metazoa, Platyhelminthes, Trematoda, Strigeidida, Schistosomatidae. The record is from the annotation of a GenBank genome assembly.
AUGGCGAUAGACAGUGUUGUCCAUCAAGGACCGAACAGUUCUAAAUCACUUUCUGUUAAAUCAAAUGAUGUUCCACAAAGUUUGUCAAAUACACCUUUAUCCAAACCUGAAAGUAAUUUUGGUGAUGAACAACCUGUUGCAUCUACUCCGAUAGGCCGUCUGGAUAGUUCCAGGCAAACAAGAUCCGUCUUUAAACUUGGUCAAAGAUCUGUAGAGUUAAAAGCUGAUUCUCAUGAUAUUAAAAGUGGAUCUAUUACCAUGUCACCUCUUAUCGUUAACGAGAAUGAGAUUAUAAACUCUCCAGCAUCCGACAUAACUGAACCCAUGACUUAUGCUGAACGGGUAGAACUUCUAAGGAUUCCGUUUUUAGAUGCUAGUGAUGUGAAGGUAGUCACUUUUAAAGUCGGACACUUCUGUCUUCAACAAAGAAAGCUUUGGAAAACUGCAUCAGCUGCUUUAAGAUCUCUACCCUCUUCUCCAUCAUCUCUUGAUUCUUCUCUAUUUUCGUCAUCAGUGUCAACUCCAAAGAUUCCACCCGAAGAUCCACUAGCUACGAAGUCGGAAGUAAACGAAACAAAAAGUGAUAACACUAAGCACGAUAUAUUUCGAUCUAACCAAGCUUCAAAUAAAUCUUUGUUCCCGAAUCCAUGUAUUCAGACUACUGUGGAUACGAACCUGCCACUUGUAAUCUCACCAAAUCAUGUGCAACCGUCGCCUGUUGUUUCUUGUAUUAUUACAACCAGUACUACCUAUCGUAGUUUGCCUUCACCAAUUCAACCUGCAGGUGUUGGCCCACCUCCUCUUCUCUCUUUAUCCAAUAAGUUAACGGAACAGAAAAGUUGCGUUCCAUCCUAUUCUGUGACAUCCAAAGAAAAUGAAUGUGUUCCCGUUCUCCCACCUACUUUGAUGCCUGUAAGAGUCAGUCGUCGAUAUGGCACACGUGAACCAACCGUCAUCAGUCACCUUCUACUAAAGGCUGCAUGUUAUGCUCAGGGACCAAAGGAAGAGGCAGGCAAAAUUGCUCGUGUUGAAGGCAUUCAGUUCAAUACAGUGGAAUCAUUGGCUUUAAACUUUCAAAAUAUAUUGAGAAUUGAAAAUUUAAAUGGGUUUACAAAUCUUACAAAACUACAACUAAAUAAUAAUAUUAUUGAAAAAAUAGAAAACUUAGACGGCUUAGUGAAUCUUACGUGGUUAGGUAAUUGCCUUGCUGAAAAAUUAAAAGAUGAGUUGACAGAAAGCGAAAGUGAAACUUUCGAUUCACCUCUAUUUGUUGUUCUCUAUUGUUUCUCUUUUGUAUACAUGACGAAUGAAAACAAAAAAAUAAUAAUCAUUAUUGCAUUAAAGGUGAUGUAUUUAAGAAAGUUUGACAAACUGGAAUCUGUCAAUUUAAGUGGAAAUCCACUGACAAAUAAUCAAUCCUACAUACACUACACAUGUGCAUUUGUACCACAAUUACAAUACCUAGAUUACAAGAAAAUUUCACAAACUGUGUUCGAAGAAGCAUAUCUUAAAUACCAGUUGACUGUGGAUCAAUUGCGCGAGAAAGAAAAAGAACAAAAGGCUAAACAAGAUGAGUUGGAUAAGAAAAUGGAGGACAGAAAAGUAUAUGCUGCUGCAUUUAUUGAUGACUUAGAAGGCGACAGAUUGUUUGAAAUAAUUAUGGAAGCAGAUCCAGAUGGACAGAAAUUUGUUAGCCUACCACUAGUUGCAGAAGUAUUAGAUCAAUAUCCUUUUCAUAAGCGAGAAAGAUUAAUAUAA